Thalassophryne amazonica is the source of this 8192-nucleotide messenger RNA. RefSeq names its product titin-like. Gene Ontology annotation, molecular function: protein binding. NCBI's taxonomy places the organism in Eukaryota, Metazoa, Chordata, Actinopteri, Batrachoidiformes, Batrachoididae. The record is from RefSeq and is a predicted model, not a curated record.
ACCGGCGUCACUGAGGGGAACUGCAGCUGCAACGGAACAGCUCGCGGAGCGGCUCCAAACCUCUUCUGAGACAACACACACACACACAUUUCCUUCUUGCUCAACGCCUAAUUUCCACUUCUCUACAAGCGACAUUUCUUAUUUUUCCCCCUCUUUUUGGACCGUUAUUCAACUUUUCACCAUUGAGCGCAAGUCUGAGCCGGUGAGCUUCAGCCGCAGCAGCAGUAAGCUAACGGACCUUUUAGGAAGCUAAAAGUUUCUGUUUUUUUUUUUUGUUGUUGUUGUUGCUGUUGUUCCACCGACUUCUUCAUAGUCGGGCGUUAGAGGAUGACUUCGGUGUGGAAAAGAUUACAGCGAGUUGGUAAAAAAGCUUCAAAGUUUCAGUUUAUUGCGUCUUACCAGGAACUGCUCUUGGAGUGCACCUCGAAAUGGCAACCAGACAAGCUGAGAGUGGUGUGGACCAGGAGGAACAGACGCAUGUGUUCCAAGCUCCACAGUUGGCAGCCUGGAAUCAAAAACCCCUACAGGGGCAUGGUGAUGUGGCCUGUCCCAGAGAACAUCGACAUCUCUGUUACACUCUUCAAGGAGCCAAAUGCACAGGAGUUUGAAGACAAGGAAUGGACAUUUGUUAUUGAGGGUGAGAACAAGGGGCAUCGUAAGGUGCUGGCAUCAGCAGACAUCAACCUGAAGCAGUUCGCUAGUCCCACACACACCCAGACUGACCUGACACUGAAACUGAAGCCAUUGUCUGUCAAAGUGGUGGAGGCCACGCUCAAGCUGUCAUUGUCCUGCAUCUUUAUCCGUGAAGGAAAAGCCACGGACGAAGACAUGCAGAGUCUGGCGAGUCUGAUGAGCGUUAAACACACUGAUGUCGGCAACAUGGCCGACUUCAACGAGAGCGAUGAAGAGGAGGACAAGAAGUCUACUGCUGCUAUAGUUCCACAUGUGCUAACACGCCCAAAUCGCCCUGCUCCCCCUGUACCUGACAAGGCAAACCCUCCUGGACCCCUUAAUCCAGCCCCAGCAUGUGGACGAGAGGGUGGAAAACGAGGGUCUGGUCCUCCUAGUCCUGCCAUCCUAACCCGCCCUCCUCUACCUAUUGCACCUCGUCCCUCUCCGCGUCGUUGCCGACACACCUUUUCUACCAUGCCCAACCAAACAGAAACUCAUCCUUCACCUGUCCCGUCCCCUCAGCCCUCUCCCCGCUUAAAGCAUAAAAAGUCACAGUCUGAGGCUUGUGCUUCAGUCAAUCCACCUCCGUCACCCAAGAGCACUUGUGCCACUUCUUCUACACCUCCUUCAUUAGUCCAGACUUUAUCUUCUGUGAUGACUGCGUCUGAUAUGGGCCCUGAUAAUCCUCCAGUACCUGAAUCCACCAAGACGCCCAUAUCUACACCUUCCUCUAACAACACCUCUGUGUCUCCAUGUGCGACGGUUUCUUCAGCUCAAUCAUCCAACACCUCUGUAAUGCUGUUUACUUUCCCAGUUGCCUCAUUGCAACCUUCUUCAUCAGGACCCUCCAUUCCCCAUGACUCUGUCCCAUCCAGGUGCUAUGAGCCUACAUCAGAUCCAAUUUCUAAGCCCCCCACCUUCUCAAAAACAAACAAAACCACAAUAUCUCCCACACUUCCCUCUCCUGUGUUGCCAUCAUCUGAGACUUUACAAUUGCUAAACCCCACGGCUUCCCAAAAGGAAGUGUCCACUGGGCCAGCUAUUAACCAUAAAUCCCUCUCCACCGCCUCCCAGCAUCUUUCUUCCAAAAGUCCUCCUACAUCUACCCCCUCCUUUGAGAUCCCAUCCACACUACCUCCUCUCACCCGGACCCUGUCUCAGCCUCCCUCUCUGCCCAGAAUCUUCCAGUCAGGCUCAGGAAAAGUUCCUGUUUCAUAUCAGCGGCACACCCCCGAGGUUCAGUCUGCUGAUGAGCCAACAUCAGUCACUGUCCAUUCUCAUAUAUUCAGACCUCAGAUUGUCAAGUCAAUUGCCCGGCCCUCUUCUCCCUCUCCCUUUUCCUCUGAUGCCCCUCUCUUGGUUUCAACACUACCACUCCCAAAAUCAGCCCAUUCUAGCACUAAAUCAGUAAAGCAGGGGACAUGGCUGGGACCUGACUCCACACUGGUUGGUGAAGACAUCACCCCUGUUCCUCUAUUGACACGUCCUGAUCUCGAUGCUCUGUGUGAUCCUGAGGCUCCUGCAUUUCAAGCCUCCCUUGCACUUUCAUCUCCCCCUCGCUCUUCUUUUCUUUCGACCUCCAGUGCUAUCACUCACCCUUUCCUCUCUGUUUCCCAUUCUGCUCCUCCUGCUCAGCUCAGCACCUCCAAGACAGGGUCAGUCCUACCCCUCACACAAGCAGAGAAGGAAAUGGCCAAAAAUACAUCUCCAGUUGCCAGGCAUGAUGAAAUUUCUCCUCAAAAUACCCAGGCUGUGGCUAACAUCAAAGUAGCAGAACUGGUCAAAACAACCCAGGACUCAAAGGCGUCAAUCACAGAAAGAAAUGAUGGAACAGGAUGGACCAGUCCAGGCCAAUCCUGUUCAGAGCUGAUCAUAGCCCCACCCCCUCCAUGGCCUUUCUCCUGCUCUGAGAGCUCCACCCCCCAACAGCCAUCCACAAAUGUAUUGGCGGCGUUUAUCACUCCUAAACAGCCAAAUCCUGAACGAGAAAUGGGUGUGAAAAGGCCAGCCAUGGAAACUAAAAGUAAAAAUAACCCGUUUCUGGCUGAAAAGGUUGAGUCUGAUUUUGGAGGUUUGUUUGUGGAAGAGGAUGAUUCUAAACGGGACACUAUCAAAAGGUGUCCACCAGGUUUUGAGCAAAACAACCAUGAAAACGCCCCUGGAAAAAAGUCAUCAGUUAGAGAUUGUUUAGAGCCAGGGCCAAUGGAGAAAAGGGUGAUGAAGGAAGAGCAGGAGAAGAAAAGAGACAAAGAGGAGGAAAACGUUCUUCAGAAACCAGACGGGGAAAGGACAUGGAAUGAGAAGGUGCAGAGUGCAAAGCUCAUGGACACAGAGAGCAAUAUCUUAAUGCAGGAAGACAAGAAAAGAACAAAACACCAGGAGGAGAAGAGACAGAAGGAAGAGGAGGUCAAGAAGGAGAAGGAAAGGAGGAAGCGUGAGGAGGAAGAGAGCCUCUUGAAAGAGAAGAGAAAGAAACAGGAGCAGUUGAGAGAUAAGCAGGAGAGGAAGAAGCAGGAUGAGGAAGAGAGAAUAAAAAGAGAGCAGGAGAGGAUAGAGAAAGAAUUGGAGGAGGAAAAGGAGAAACUCAGGAAACUUGAGCAUGAGAGAUUACUGAUAACGAUAAAAGAGGAGAAAAGGAUGAAGGAAAUAAGAGUGACUGAGGAGCAAAGAAAUACGAAGGAUCAAAAAUGGGUCCAUGAAGAGGAGGAAAAGCAGAAGACUGCAGAGAAAGAGAGAGAACAUCAGAUAGAGGAGAAAAAAGUUCUGCUGGAUGAAGGGAGGAGGAAAUAUGAAGAUCCUUUACUGAAGCAGGACAAAGAGGGAAGGAAAAAAGGAUCAGAGGAGGAGAGAAUGAGGAUAGAGAAGGAAGAGAAGAGAGUAAAAGAAGCUGAGGAUGAAAGACAGAGAGAGGCCGAAGAACAGCAGAGAUUGUUGAAAGUGGAGAAGGAGGAGGAAAGAUUGAAGGAGGAGACAGAGAAGAAGAGAUUCCUAAAUGAAGAAAGUGACAGAUUGGAGAAGAGGAAAAAAGAAGAAACUGAGAGACAGAAGACAGAGGAGGAGAGAAAACGUGUUGAAGAGGAGGAGAAAGAGAAAGCAAAAGAACGUAUACUGAAGGAGCAGGCAGAAAAAGAGAGAAUGAAAAAGGAGUUGGAAGAAAGAAAGAAAAAUAUAGAAGAGGAGAGGCAGAAAAGAGAAGAGGAGAAAAGAAAAGCAACAGAGAGAAUCAAUAAGGAGCAGAAAGAAAAAGAGAAAAAGCAAAGGGAAGAGGAAGAAAGGAAAAGGAUAGAAGAGGAGAGGCAGAAGAGAGAAGAGGAGAAAAGACGUGUUGAGGAGGAGAAAAUAAAAGAGAAAGAGAGAAUGCAAAGGAUUGAGGAAGAGAGAAAGAAAAUAGUAGAAGAGGAAGAGAGACAGAAGAGAGAAGAGGAAAAAAGACAUGUUGAGGAGGAGAAAAGAAAAGAAAGAGAGAGAAUGCAAAGGAUGGAGGAAGAGAGAAAGAAAAGGGUAGAAGAGGAGGAGAGGCAGAAAAGAGAAGAGGAGAAAAGAUGUGUUGCAGAGGAGGAGAAAAGCAAAGCAAAAGAGAGAAUCAAUGAGCAGAAAGAAAAAGAGAAAAAGCAAUGGGAAGAGGAAGAAAGAAAGAAAAGGAUAGAAGAGGAGAGGCAGAAGAGAGAAGAGGAGAAAAGACGUGUUGCAGAGGAGAAAAGAAAAGAGAGAGAGAGAAUGCAAAGGAUGGAGGAAGAGAGACAGAUACAACUGAAAGAAGAAAGGGAGCGUCAACUGCAAGAGGAAAAACAAAGAGAACAAAGACAGGAAGAAGAGAGAUUACUGAAAGAGGAUUUGGAGAAAAAGAAAAAGGAGAGCCAAAUGAAGAAAAGAGAAAAAGAAGAGAAGCCUGUGACUGAGGAGAAAAAGGAAGCAGAAAGGAAAAUGAAAGAGGAAGAGCAGAGGAAAAAACAAAUGGAAGAGUUGGAAGGAAGAAGGAAAGAGGAGAGGAGAGUCGGGGAGGAGGAAGACAGGAGGAGGAGUAAGAAACAAGUAGCUCCACUGUGCAGUCUGGAGGCCAACAGGUCGGAUGAGGACAAGCAGAAAAUGAGGAGUCUGUCUUCAGCCUCUUCCUCUACAAACACACAAAAUGACGUCUCACGUACGCCUCCGUCAAUCUUCAAACCUGAUUUAACACAGCCCACCUCCUUCAUUGUUACUGCUCCCCACCUCCCUCUUGUGGAAAAAAACAGUAUUACAACAGAGCACCAGGUUCAAGACAUUCUCAGCCAAUCACAACCCAGAAAGGCACAAUCCAGAGAGAACACAGUGUCAUCAGCUAAUAAACUCACUCUCACCUCCGUAAACCAAAAUCAGUGUCUUGUGCCGCCCUCGACCUUAAAGGAAGGUUUAAUGUCAAACACAGAAAUUAAAAUAUCUGAUGUACGUACACCGCCUGACAUCCCAUCAGGCGCCAGUGGUCGGUCGAACACUCAGAAUAAACAAAUCAAGAUAGAGGUCUUGACCUUAGUGCCACCCCCUGAGAGGAGGAUGAGUGAAGCAGAAACACCUCUGUGGAAAGUCCUUGAAGGGAGAAUUGGGAAAGAUAAGCCUGAACAGAUCUCUGCCAAGGAUAUUAUCUCUCAAGAAUACACAAAACCUUUGUGCAGAGGGGUUUUUCUGUUUGUUUGUCCUAGUUUCCACAGUGAAGAUGCUGCAGAGGCAGGCGCUCCUCUCAAGCAGGAGCCAACCACAGAAAAAGAAGCACAUCACAUAGUCCCACCUCCUGCCCAGCCUGGUGCACCACCAGUGGAAGAGGAGCCCAAAGAACCCAAGAGACCCAGUGCAGAACAAGCAGUCUCACUGGAGUUUUCUGCCAAACAAGGCAAUGAGCACGCGGUUUUGGAUUUGGCGCCAUUGCUGCCCUCAAAACCAGAAGCAGAACAGCAACUGGAACAAGUCCUCCAGGCAUCAGGGAAACCACAGCAGGAGGGAGAAGAGGAGGACAAACUGGUUGAUGGCAGGGCUGGUGGUCAGGAGAGUUUCAUCGACACUAAGAAGCCAGAGUGUGAGGUAGAAAAGCAGCUGUGGACCGCUGUGGAGGAGACCACAGGAGCGGAAAGAGAGAUGGAAAGGAUCAAGAAUGCUGAAGAAGAGGAGGAGGAGAUGGGUGAUGUCAUAGACUGGACGAAAGCCCAAUCGAUCAACCUUCUCGACAAUGGAGAGAAAAAGCCUCCAUUACAGUCUGAACAUCCAAGAAAACCAGCUGCUGACACAAACAUCUCCAAGACACCGACAGCAGAGGUCCCAGACAAAACCACCAACAUACUUCCAGUCCAACAAGAGGAAGUGACCUCCGAACUUGAAAGCCCCAAUCCUACUACAGCAAUCAGAGAAGAGGCUGACGAGAAGGAUGACACAGCUGAGGAUUUGGUCAACUCCAGCCAGUCACUACUCCAGUGGUGUCAGGAAGUGACCCGAGGAUAUCAGGGUGUAAAGAUCACUAACUUCAGCACUUCAUGGAGAAACGGCCUGGCUUUCUGUGCCAUCCUACAUCAUUUCCAUCCAGACAAAAUAAACUUUGAUCAGUUGGACCCUCAUGACAUCAAGGUCAACAACAAGAAGGCUUUUGACAGUUUUGAGGCUCUGGGCAUCUCUCGUCUGUUGGAGCCGUCCGACAUGGUCCUUCUGUCUGUCCCCGACAGGCUCAUCAUCAUGACCUACCUCUGUCAGAUCCACUCGCAUUUUACCAACCAAGAGCUGAGCGUGCUGCAAAUAGAGCACAACAACAGCCAGUCGAGCUACGGCCUCACGCCGUCUGGACCGGCUCCAACCAACAUCGACGCUGCUGCUUUCUGCAUGGCCAGACUGAAUGAAGGGGCAGAAGUAAGUCUGGAGGAAGGAGGGAGCAGCAUGCUGGUCAUUGCACCACCAAGGACAAAACGAGUGGCUAAAGUUCCUGUACCGCCACCGAGGUUGGCUGCAAAGGCAGGCAAAUCUGCACUGACUCAGAAUGAAGAAAGGAUGACAACCUUUGCAGCAGAAAACACGACCAACACAGAAUUACAAAAACCAGCUGAAACCCAGCGCACCAAGCAGGAAGCGGAGACAAUGUGUCUGCAGGACACCAGCCAGUAUGUGUUGAGUGAGAUGGCUGUGUUGGAGACAGAGCAGAAACACAUUGACAGCAGAGCUGCUGUGGUGGAGAGGCGACUGCGAAGCCUCAUGGAAACAGGAAGUGACCGUGAUGAAGAAGAGAGACUGAUCCAGGAGUGGUUUAUGCUGGUCAACAAGAAGAAUGCUCUGAUACGCAGACAAGACCACCUGGAACUGCUACAAGAAGAGCAGGAUCUGGAGAGGAGAUUUGAGCUUUUGACCAGAGAACUACGAGUUAUGAUGGCUAUAGAAGAUUGGCAGAAGUCGCCCUCUCAGCACCAGAGGGAGCAGCUCCUCCUCCAAGAGUUGGUGUCUUUUGGUCAACCACGAGAUGAGAGUCGAGACAUUGAUGCCAAAGAGAGAGGGGCGCUCGAGGAGGAUGAGCGUUUGGAGCGCGGUUUGGAGAUGAGGCGGAGGAAAUACAGCAACAAAGACAAAUGCGUGAUACAGUGAGGAGCUCGACACAGACCGGUUAUUAAAAGCGCCUUUCUUUUCCUGAACUCUUUGCGACCCAUCAUCAUGUGACCCCAAAGAAACCUUCCUGACGGCAGGUUCAUUGCUGUAAAUUCUGACUACUUUUAAAGCAUUUUAUGCAUUAAAAAAAAUGUUCAUGUCAGUGUUUUAUUUCAAGUCUGUUUCAACGUGAGAGUACUAUUUUGAAUUUAGGCGAGUGUUUUUAUUUAUUUACUGACGUGCUGUUUAUCUUUUGCACAUGCAAUGUUUGUGACUUUUACUGUAUUUUGAAACUUUGCAUUCUCUUGAAGAUGAAGAGAGUUUGGAUGAAUUUGUGCCACAUGCCUUAUUGUUCUUAUCUUGAAAUUACUUAGACAUUAUUAUUAAUAUUUGUUGUAGACAUUUCCAAUAUGCAAAGACAAAAAGUAGUGUGAAAACAUUUGAGGAAAAAUAAUAAGAAUAACAAUGAUAAUAAUGUCAUGAGCUGGACUCAAAUCUGCAAAACAACGAUGAUUGACGAUGACCCCCGACGUCACAUCUUGAGAAUGAGAGAAUUUCAACUCCAUAUUACACUGGAUUGCAUCAGUUUUAUUUUGCUAGAUGUUGAAACAUUUCAUUAAAUUAAAGAGUUGUAGCACCUUGUGUGCACACAAAGGAUGCUUGAUGUGUUUUCCAGAAUAGUACAUUUUGUUUUUUUAUAUAUAUAUAUUUAUACGUUGUCACUGAAUGCCUUGAAUCUAAAAUGGUUAUGUAUGUAUGUCUGUUUGGUUUCCUGAAGUGACAGUUCCUCUGUACCGUGCAGUUUGACUGCCCAUGCAGUAUGCAUGCUUUUUUUGGGUGUAUUGAUGAAGUGCCAAUUUAUGACAAUUCACAACAAAAUCUUUUUAGAAGCUGGAGGUUGAUGUAAUAAAUUUGAUGAAGAUUAAUGUAAA